This is a messenger RNA of Hippocampus zosterae (dwarf seahorse), 2252 nucleotides long. RefSeq names its product ELOVL fatty acid elongase 4b (gene elovl4b). Gene Ontology annotation, molecular function: fatty acid elongase activity. Gene Ontology annotation, biological process: fatty acid elongation, saturated fatty acid; very long-chain fatty acid biosynthetic process; fatty acid elongation, polyunsaturated fatty acid. The record is from RefSeq and is a predicted model, not a curated record. Bases 299 to 1222 code for a protein of 307 amino acids. The transcript is spliced from 7 exons. Gene Ontology annotation, cellular component: endoplasmic reticulum; endoplasmic reticulum membrane. NCBI's taxonomy places the organism in Eukaryota, Metazoa, Chordata, Actinopteri, Syngnathiformes, Syngnathidae.
AUGCGCAGUGAUAGCUGGCUCCUCGAGUUGGACGGCGAGAAGAUGAGCAGGCUAAGCGGCAGCUCGCUUCAAACACCGUAAAUUAGCCCGCCUUUCCGAGAAACCUUUUUAGUCUGCUUGCCUUUCUUGAGUAGUUUCUUGCCGAUGUAUUAAAAAAAAUUAAAAAACAUAUUUAAUGUCGAGGGGUAACGGAAGCCCAGUGAAGACGGACGAGGUGUAACUGGCAGAUCAAUUGCACCGGAUGUCAUUAAACGCCUCUUAAAUAGCAAAGGGUAUAAUCGAGUGCAAAGGCAGCACCAUGGAGGGUGUAAUGCAUUUGGUCAACGGCACAGUAGAGUUUUACAAAUGGAGCCUUACUAUAGCAGACAAGCGGGUGGAAACGUGGCCGCUGAUGUCGUCGCCCUACCCCACAUUGGUCAUCAGCUGCCUCUACUUGCUCUUCCUGUGGGCGGGGCCUAGAUACAUGCAGGACCGCCAGCCCUACACGCUCAGGAAAACUUUGAUUGUCUACAACUUCAGCAUGGUGGUCCUCAACUUCUACAUCGCCAAAGAGCUCCUGCUCGCCUCGAGAGCGGCUGGCUACAGCUACCUCUGUCAACCUGUCAACUACUCCGACGACGUCAAUGAAGUUAGGAUAGCAUCUGCUCUUUGGUGGUAUUACAUCUCCAAAGGGGUGGAGUUCCUGGACACCGUCUUCUUCAUCCUGAGGAAGAAGUUCAACCAGGUCAGCUUCCUCCACGUCUAUCAUCACUGCACCAUGUUCAUCCUCUGGUGGAUCGGCAUCAAGUGGGUCCCUGGUGGGCAAGCUUUUUUUGGCGCAACUAUCAACUCGGGCAUCCAUGUCGUCAUGUACGGUUACUACGGUCUGGCUGCGUUGGGGCCGCAGAUGCAGAAGUACCUCUGGUGGAAGAAAUACCUCACCAUUAUGCAGAUGAUCCAGUUCCACGUGACCAUCGGCCACGCCGGCCACUCCCUCUACACAGGCUGCCCAUUCCCCAACUGGAUGCAGUGGGCCCUGAUCGGCUACGCCGUCACCUUCAUCAUCCUCUUCGCUAACUUCUACUACCACGCGUACCGACGCAAGCCGUCCGCGGCGCAUAAGGGCCAAGCGAAGGCCGUCACCAACGGCGUCGCAAAGGCCACCAACGGCCACAGCAGAGCAGGCGAGGCGGUGCCGGACAACAGCAAAACACAAAAGAAGGGACGGGCCAAGCGUGAGUAAAGGACUGCCCGUUGGGCGAUGAGCGGGAGGACAUGUUUAAAGGGCCAGAAAAGGAGGAUGGCGAGUGCGAGAUGGGGCGACCGCUUCAACAAAAUGAUUGCGCAGCGGCUGCUUCUCUGGCUACCCGUCGUCUUUCGUCACGCAUUUCCUUUUCAAAAAGUGAGCAAGGCAAAAAACGCUGAUCAUAUAGGUUUCCACGUCGUUCUGUCCAAACAUACUCGGACCGCAAUGUUUUUGAAAAACGCGUCAACUUACCAUCCCAAAAGUUCACAUUCAACUGAGAAAAUAAACCCAGUCAUGUUUUUGGAGAGCUUCAAUAGUCGAAUUCCGCUUCUAGUUAUGAUUAUUUGAUAGCAAAGGUCAGCGACCUUUUUGAAAGUCAGAGCUGCUUGGGUACUGAUAAAUGCCCAGAUGUUCAUGAUAGGUUGUUAUUGAUCACGAGUUAUAUUAUACUCUACACUAUGUGAAAACAAGAAAACCGAUAAAUAUCAAAAAUGCGACAAUUUAUUAGCGUUUCCAUUUUCGAAUGAUCACUUCUACAACAUUCCUAAUGUAAGCGCUGAAAGGGAUACCACCCAUUUUUUUUAAGUGGGGGAGGGGGCAUAUGUUUACAAAUUGUCACUAUAAACAGAUGCAUCUCCACAUUGUUGCAUUGGAUUUAUUUUGUGUGAUUAAACCUCUCUGUUCUAUUUAAAUGUAUGUAUUUUUUUUGUUGCUCUUAUCUGAUUUAUUUGCGUCUGUGUUCCAAUUUUAAAAAUGUCAGACGUGCUUUUCAUUUGGACAGCAAUGGAAUUUAACGAAUGAAUCAUUUUACUCGGCAACAUGUUCAUGCUGCAUUGAUGGCGAUGAAUCUUGUCUUUGUUUUUAUAACUGAAAACACAGGUCGGGGGAAGUGGGAAACUGUAGUUUAUUUGUAUUGCUAGUAUUUAUGCAUUUUUUUCCCCCUUUGGCAACACUAUUUUUGUGGGCCCUCACUUUUUUUUUUGCUGUGCAAUGUAGCCGAGAAUAAAGAGAAUGAGGUUGAGCUCCA